Molecule: messenger RNA, 216 nt
Organism: Pyricularia oryzae 70-15
Lineage: Eukaryota; Fungi; Ascomycota; Sordariomycetes; Magnaporthales; Pyriculariaceae
Exons: 3
Coding region: 1-216 (71 amino acids)
Source: RefSeq, a predicted model, not a curated record
AUGCUUUUUUCUUUGAUGAACCCUACUCGCAGCAUGUGCCUGGCGCGAUUAUGGCUGUUCGUAAAUCACAAAAAGGGCCAACUGAUGAGUCCUGAGCGGCUGGCGGAACGGGGGGCCUUGGCGAGAAAGCUAAAGAGCAAAAAGGCAAAAAAAGGCAGGGGGUUUCCCCGCAGCUACGGGGGCAAUCUGCGCAUGACUGCCGGCCGUAUCAAGUAA